Pediculus humanus corporis (human body louse) is the source of this 1665-nucleotide messenger RNA. RefSeq lists its product as uncharacterized. The record is from RefSeq and is a predicted model, not a curated record. Bases 1 to 1665 code for a protein of 554 amino acids. NCBI's taxonomy places the organism in Eukaryota, Metazoa, Arthropoda, Insecta, Psocodea, Pediculidae. The transcript has 9 exons.
AUGGAUGAAUGUGAAAAAAAAGACAUUACUUUUUUAAAUACUGAAAUAUUAGAACUCAUUUACACCCUAGCAAUUCAUAAUCAUCAUAAAUUCAUUGAUACAUUACUAAGUAAACUGAAAUUGUCUUAUAGUUAUAAAAAUACAGCUCGUCCCUUUAUUAUAAGGUUGCUUCAAAGAAAUAAAGAUUCUAUUGCAGUGAAAAUAUUUCAAGCCACUCUUGAGAGUAAUUCUGCUGAAGGUGGUAGAAAUCAAGGAAGGUAUAUGGUUGAGCAUUUUGCUGCACACAGAUCCAUAAAAGAUUUAGUAAACUUUUGUAUUAAUAUGGAAAAAAAAGGUUUAAUAUCAAUAGCCAUUUCUUAUGCGAUAAAUGAAGUUCUCAAUAUGGAAGACAGUUCAAAAGCUUUAAAUUUAUUUACUGAAAUGAAGAAUAAAAAUUUGCCUCUGCGAUCACAUUAUUUUUGGCCAUUGUUAAUUAAAGCAUCGAAACAAGGAAAUGAAAACAUUUAUGAAGUAUUAGCCGAAAUGAAAAACAUGAAUGUUCGCCCUUCGGCCACUAAACCUAUUAGUUUAAAAUUUGAGUAUCUUGUGAAAGCAUUGGUGACAAAUUUGCUUAAUGAAAAAAAUGUUGAUUUUUUUGUUAAUGUUAUUCAUCAUUUAAUAAAUAAUUAUAAAAAUUUCAAUGAUUUACCCAAUACUUCGGAAGUAGAUGAUGUGAAUAAUUUGGACUAUAUUCAAGAAGAUUUUCUCACUUGCGUUUUCAGAAAUACUUUAGAAAAAAUUGAUGAAACUUUACUUGAAUCUAUUUUAGAUAAAAUGUUGGAAAAAAAUAUUUAUAUUUCGUCUAAUAUCUCUGAAAUGAUUCUAAAAAAUUUCAGUUCGGAUAAAAUCAAAGAAUUAGUUUCUAAAUUGCCAACAUCAGAUUUAAAGUUUCCUGAAAGGGUUUCUCAGUUAAAUAAACUGAUUCAAGACAAGAGGAUUUCAGAUGUAGUUGAAAUUUGUUAUACACUAUCAACACAAGAUAAAAGUGAUUACAGACAAUUUUUAAUGAAUCUUUCUAAAACGGGAGAUGUUGAAGCCGUUAAUGAUUGUUUUGAAGUUGGUAAAACAUUAAAUAUAGUGAGAGAAAAUAGAUACUAUCCUUUGGUUUCUGCACUGUAUGAAGAAGCUGUAGAUUUGUUUUGUAAAAAAGCUCUGAAAACCAAUCAACUCUGGGGAUUUAAAACAUUUAUUGGAAAACUAAUAGAAAUUCAAAACUCUGUAUUACUACAAAAAGUUUUAGACACUGCAGCAAAAAUUAAAGGUAUUACAUUUACCUCGACAAUAGUUAUUUAUCAAUUUGCUAAAUUAGGAAAAGUUAAUGAACUGAGAAAACUUAUGGCUGAUCGUCUUUAUGAAGAUGGCGAUUCAAAUGGUUUAAAAAAUUUGAUAGAAGGAUGUAGUAAAUUAAGUUACUUAGAUUUACAAUUCUUGUAUGAAAAUUUAUUUGAAAUUUAUAUAAAAGAAAAAAACUUUGAUGAAAUUCAAAAACUUUGGCUAUGUUUAGAAGAAAAAAAUAUUUUUUUAAAUCAGAAAAUUGUUGAAAAAAUAGAAGAGUUUUGUAAAAGUAUCAACAAACCAUUUCCACCCUUCAUAUUGACACAGGUAAUAAAAAUAAACCAAGUAUAG